CGCGGGAUGUGGAGCCCAUGACGUUCUUCCCCAAAAUUCAACCCACUUUUCAGAUCAGAUCCCACCAAACCAACCUCAUUCAUUUCACACACUCUCAAACAACACUUGUACCAAAACCCCUACCAUUCUGGAUCACACUCAACUGCUCUGCUCUGCUAAAUCAAUCAAUCACUUAGUUAGAUCCAGCUAGUGCUGCAAUGGCGGUCGUAGCACGUGCCGGCAGAGGCGGUGGCGGAUCGCCGUUUUCCUCCGCCCUACGCAGCUUCUUCUCUUACCGGAUCUUCGUCUCCGCUAUGUUUACUCUUCUCUUCUUCGCAACUGCUUCCGUACUCUUCUCCUCGCAUCCUGCACAUUUGUCUGAUGAUACUUCUGAAAUUGAAACAACUGGGAGAGCAUAUAUGCACAGAACAUUUCUUGCUUUGAAAUCGGAUCCACUGAAGACGAGGCUGGAUUUGAUACAUAAGCAAGCAAGUGAUCAUAUCAUGCUUGUGAACGCAUAUGCUUCUUACGCAAGAAAGCUCAAGCUUGAGAUAUCAAAACAGCUUAAGAUGUUUGAUGACAUGGCACAGAACUUUUCAGAUUUGGGCUUAAAACCGACGUAUCGAACUGCAUUGUUCGAGUCAGACGAGCCCGUAGAUGAGGAAAUCUUGAGACAGUUUGAAAAAGAGGUUAAGGACAAGAUUAAGGUUGCUAGAUUAAUGAUUGCCGAAAAUAAGGAAUCGUACGACAAUCAGCUGAAAAUUCAGAAGUUAAAAGACACAAUAUUUGCAGUUAACGAGUUGCUAGUUAAAGCCAAGAAGAACGGGGCGUUUGCUAGCUUAAUCGCUGCUAGAUCGACCCCGAAAAGCUUGCAUUGUCUUGCGAUGCGGUUAAUGGGAGAGCGGAUUGCAAAUCCCGAAAAGUAUAGAGAUGAGAAACCGAAACCUGAAUUUGAGGACCCGUUGUUGUACCAUUACGCUAUAUUUUCCGAUAACGUGAUUGCGGUUUCGGUUGUGGUGAAUUCGGCUGUGAAAAAUGCGGAAGAACCAUGGAAACAUGUUUUUCACAUCGUUACCGAUAAGAUGAAUCUUGCCGCAAUGAAAGUAUGGUUCAAAAUGAGACCCGUUAAAGGUGGGGCCCACGUUGAGGUGAAAGCGGUUGAAGAGUUUACGUUCUUGAAUUCUUCAUACGUUCCGGUACUCAGACAACUCGAGUCCGCAAAUUUACAAAAGGUUUACUUGGACAACAAGGCUGAUAACGAAACACAAGAUGAGAAAAACAUGAAAUCAUCCGGGAACACGGACACAAAACAUUUGUCGAUGUUGAAUCAUCUUAAGUUUUACUUGCCUGAAAUGUAUCCAAAGCUACAUCGGAUAUUGUUUUUAGAUGAUGAUGUUGUUGUUCAGAAAGAUUUGACCGCGUUGUGGAAAGUUGACUUGGACAACAAGGUUAACGGAGCGGUUGAGACGUGUUUUGGGUCGUUUCAUCGUUAUGCUCAUUAUUUGAAUUUUUCACACCCCUUGAUCAAGGAUAAGUUUAAUCCCAAAGCUUGUGCGUGGGCUUUUGGCAUGAAUAUUUUUGAUCUUGAUGCGUGGAGGCGUGAAAGAUUAACCGAUCAGUACCAUUACUGGCAGGAUCUGAAUGAAGACCAGAGUUUGUGGAAAGUGGGGACGUUACCACCGGGGUUGAUGACAUUCUACUCAACAACGAAAUCACUAGACAAAUCAUGGCAUGUUCUCGGAUUAGGAUACAACCCGAGCAUAAGCAUGGAUGAGAUUAAAAAAGCUGCUGUCAUUCAUUAUAACGGGAAUAUGAAACCGUGGCUCGAUAUCGCUAUGAACCAGUUCAAAGAGUUAUGGACUAAAUACGUCGAUAGUGAAAUGGAAUUCGUGCAAAUGUGCAACUUCGGACUAUAAACAAGUGAGUAAUUAGAUCCAUUUUUGGGCUGUUCUUGCUAGCUGCUACAUGUUAUUUGUUUUAAUUAGUGUAUGUACGCUAUUUUUACACACGUUCUCGAUAGUUGAAAGUGUUGAAAUAUCGAGUCCAAUGCUCGGGUCAGGACUCUGGCUCUGGUAACAUAUGUGUCUAAAAUGAUUCUUUUGUAUCUCUUGAUAAGUUUAAAGUAUAAGCAAUGCAAGCAUUCUAAGUUAUUUGUAUU
Helianthus annuus (common sunflower) is the source of this 2137-nucleotide messenger RNA. RefSeq names its product probable galacturonosyltransferase 9. Bases 198 to 1895 code for a protein of 565 amino acids. Gene Ontology annotation, molecular function: polygalacturonate 4-alpha-galacturonosyltransferase activity. The transcript has 3 exons. The record is from RefSeq and is a predicted model, not a curated record. NCBI's taxonomy places the organism in Eukaryota, Viridiplantae, Streptophyta, Magnoliopsida, Asterales, Asteraceae.